CCUAACUCCCCAAUCCGCGCAUGCCCCCAGUCCAGGCUCUCCUCCAAUCCCGCACGCAGGGGCGGCGCGACGGCGUCGACGUGGCGCAGGAGGGCGUCGGCGGUGCUGCAGAGCUCUGGGCCGGCGGCGGAGAGGCGGACCACGGGGCGGCCGAGCGGAGCCACGCUCUCCCCCAAUCCCGCACGCAGGGGCGGCGCGACGGUGGGCUUGCCCUCGAAGCGCGCGUCGACGUGGCGCAGGAGGGCGUCGGCGGCGCCGCAGAGCUUCGGUCCGGCGGCGGAGAGGCGGAGCACGGGGCGGCGAGGACACCAAUCCGAGGUUGGAUUCCAAGCUCAUGUUCCCCACUGCUCCCUCUCCCCGCCGUCCUGCUCGCAUUGCUCCUAGGAGCAGUGAGGGGCAGCUCUGGGCCGGAGGUGGAGCAGAAAAGGGCGGCUAUGGGGGUGGCGCUAGGUGGAGAGGAGCAGAAAAGCAGCAGCCCACCUACAGUUAGGAUGGAAGCCUAUACGGCAGCUGGUUCGGGGCCGCUUCCUCCAGCCCUAUCAUUCUUCAUCGUGCACGGCGGCAAGAGGAGUGAAGCGACGGAGGCAGACCAAGCUACUUCUUUGCGGCACUGGGCAGGAGAAGCACAGACCAUGCUGCGCCACGCCGUCGAGCUCGUUGCUGCGAAAUGUUGUGGCCGGGCUGAACAGUUGGCCGAUAGUGGGAGCAGCAUCGCCAGUGGCUCGAACUGCCGUCACGCGCUGUCUCGUCGCUGGGAGGAGCGCGACAGUACUCAACAGGAGGACGAAGAAGGAGAAGGAGGAGCGUGGAUUGGACAUGCAGCUGCAGCGUUGGUGGCCUUUGAUCUGUCCCUGCCCGAAGACGCCGCCACGCUGCCACUACUUCUGAACUGCCAGCUUAUGUCUGGACUGCAGUGCAAGUCAGGAUUUUUCUUUCUUCAAAGAAAAAUACUCUUGCAGUCCUCCCGUGUUCCUUGGGUUUCUUCAACUUAUUAUUAUUGGGCAUUGUGUGCAAAACCUAAUCGAGAGUUUCCGUGGUACCUUCAUGGUGUGGAGUCCCUGAUCAAGACCAGGGCGUUGAGGAGUUCUGUGCUAGGACCAACAGGGCCAGAGACUUGCAGUCCUGCAGCUUGCUACCACAUCCCCCAUCAGUACAUAGAGGACUCAAACAAUAAGGAGGUAGAGUAUCAGAGAACAAGCAACUGCCAUGUCAUAGUAGUGUUGAUCUGAAGCAAAGUAUUUAUUUACGUAAGCUAUAGCUUCUGAUGUCGAGUAACUUGGUCCAAGUUAAGUUCACAUUUCUCAUCAAUCCGUAUUGGCUUAAGCUGGACAUUCAUUUCAGUCAAGUACAUUUCAGGGCAUAACCAAAUCAUCAGUUCUGGCUUCUUCCUAAUGCAACCUGAACAACUUGGAUUCCGUCAAUGUGUCAGCCUGAGGUUUAAGGGUUAAAUUUUAACUUUUUGUCUGAAGUUACGUCAGACCAACAUCAUUCACAGCUAUCUAAGGUUCAUAGUUGAUAAUAAUGUCCUACAGAAUCUGGAUAAAGAAUAGCUGGAAGUAAUACACGUGUAAUUAAAUAUAAGUGCCUAUAUUGUCUGGGGGUGAAGAAUCUGGAUAAAGAAUAGCUACAUUGCUGCUCUUUAGUUUUUAGUUUCCCAUCUGCAUGUAAAUGAUACUAAUUAGUGUUUACAAAGUUUCUUAAUUCUUGCAAUAAGAUUGCCAGAUGAGGUGAUAGAUUUGGACAACGAUAAUGGUUGUUAUUUGUUGCCUAACCUUAGAUUGCAUUUUACGUAAGGUUGCUGUUAUUUCAGCUCAUGAAUACGUGUUAUAUGGAUUUAUAAUAUAUCACAGUAUCAUCAAGAGAAAAAGACUUGAUGGUAUGUAUAUGCACUUCUUAUGCUCACAUUCAGUUCAUAGCCAUUGUUUUCUUCAUUAUCUUUCCCAUGUAUUCAUUUUCCAGCAUAUUUUUUUUUUUGGAUUUGAGAGCAAGUUUACCACCUGAAACUAACUUUAAGCUAUAGGUUUCCUUAUUAUAUUUCCUAUUUAUUCCAGAUGCAUAGGGAGUUGAUAUCUUAAAUUGAAUUUCUAUCAUGGGAAUCAGAAAAUAGCUUUCAGACUUCACAUAAGGAGACUAACUAUUGCUAUAUAUGUUGGUUCUUUUUUCUCUUAUAGUACAGAAAUAUAAUAAUAUCAACUACAGAAUUUACUAAGUUUCAAAAAAACUACAGAAGUUACUCCAUUACCCAUGCAGAUUUCAUAGCUGCACCUAAACUAUGCUUGUGAAAACCAUAACUAAUUCAUAUAUAAUCAGAAAAAUGCAAAGAAGAUAACAAAAUGUUCAGAAAAAGAAACUAUAUCUGUUUAUAUCAAAAUCAUGCAUGUUUGAAUAUUUGUAAAACUGUUUUAGACAAGAUAUGUUUUGACUAGAAAAGCCUGUGCUCGAUUAUCUCGAGCACAUGCUUCUUGGGUAAAGAGGAAUCAGGCGAUUUGAAUGAAGUUUUUUUUGUAAUGUAUCAAUAAGAUAAAGUCCUGCAACGAGAACAGUUCAAACACUUUCAGCUUUGCUGUUUUCUAUUUUCUACUCUGCUUUUCAUCAACAUGGUUUUAUAUUGUUUUUGUUCUGAUUACUCUAUGUGCAUCAUUCAUUGGUUUUAUCUUUGUCUCUCCACUGAUUACUCUAUUUUCAAGUGUAAAUUCAAGAACAUUAACUUCAGAAAUUAUAUGCAUCAUUCAUUGGUUCAGGUACAAUGUGGAGAUCACAUCUUUUGCCUUCUUCUAGCUGAUGCUAACUGACCUUAUUCAGGUUCUAUUAUCUUUCACACUAUGUAUACUUCCGAAAUCGUCGCCCGUACUAUGUUGGUGCUUGAAUUGAACUUGCUAUUCUGUGCAACACUAAGAUUUUUUGAGUACUACUAGAAAAACAAAUAUUUAUUUCAUCCUAAGAUACUACUAAAAUAAUAUCAGGGUGGCCAUAAUUUUCUGUGUAAAGGUAUGUUUGUUAGUGCAUAGGUAGGUCUUGGUGUGCAGUACAUUGUUGUUAGGAAAAGUGACUUAUGCAACUUCUUGAUACAAACACUCUUUUAUUGGCAAGUGUGAUGUGUUGCUUAUUCUGAAAAGGCAAUGAAUUUCAGCUAAUGUUUGUGCGUGAGUGUUCUGUUGUCACAAUAGCUCGAGGUCUUGGUUAAGUUGUAAUGCUUUCCUUUGCAUAAUUAUUAUUUGUUCUUCAUAGGGUGUUAAUUAUUCUGAAAACACGGUGAAAUCUUAGUUAAUGUUUCUACAUACGAAUGAGUUAUAUAGUCUCAAUAGGUAGAUGCAUUAGUUAACUUGUAAUUGUUACCUUAGAUGAGUAAGUAUUUGUAGUUCCUUGGGUACUGUACGCCUGAUCCAUUUUCUUUAUCUGAAAGUUAGUAAAAUGCUCAGUGUGCUUUUCUUUGGUUGUUGCUACUUGAUGAUGCAUACUGGUAUCCGUUAUAAUUUCUGGCUGAUUGUUCUUUGGAACUGAUUUUGCAGUAUCCAUGGUUAAUUCAUCUCUGACUGUUUGUUCUUUUUAAUUAAUUGUUGCAGUAUCUACGGCUAUUUAUAUUAAUUAUUAUUUGUAUUUGAUGAUUUUACUGAUGCCAACACUUUGUUGAAGCCUGUGACUCUCAAACCCCCGGCAGUGUCCUUCAACCUAUCUACGCAGCAACAGCACGACGAUGUGCUUGCUAUCGGAACAACGCAGCCACUACCUGAUGAUGACGACGCUCUGAUCAAGUAGAGAGAGGAUCAUGAGUUGAUUGUGCUUUGUACAAGAGUUUGCUACUUUUAGCUUACUAUGGAUCAUAUAUAUCUAUCUUCGCAUGGUUGUCUUGUGAUCAUGAGUGCUCUAGGCUAUCAUAGAAUUUCGACUAUCAGAUUUGGUCCGCUAAGAUAUGGAACAAACCCUGUCGAAGAUGUGCCUGAUGCCGAUGGCAAGAAAAACAUCAGUUGAUUCCCCGUUAGGAAAGUUGUCUAAUAGGUGUCCGGCAUCUGGAACGGUUUCACACGUUAAUUUUUCUCAUUUUUAUAUGCCUUUCAUCAGGCUGAAAUUGCCGCUUCUGAAGACGUAGAAGCAACGGAUCGGGAUACUUUAUAGCAUUGAUGAAACGAUGUUUUUGGUCCGCUUCAGUUGUUCCAGUUUCAUAGUGAAUGAAGUCCCUGAGCAUAUGGACAUUCAUGGAAUAAGUAGGAUGUGCUAACAGGGUAUUUUUUUUCUCACUGAAAGUGUCUUGUGGUGGCUGGGUGUCUAGAGACUAGAGACACAUUUCUUGCAUGGUCGACUAAGAUGGAGUGGCAUGACACGGUGGGCAUUAAUCAAUUUAUUUGGAUAUUGCCUAUAGGAUUGUUGUUUUCUAUUGAGAUCUAUUGACAGUGUAAUCUUAAUCUGGUAUUUUAGUAAUGACACAAAACAUAUCUUGUUGCAACUGCAACCCAGUUGUCCUAGCAUGGAUACCUAUAGAGUAACUAUUUUUAUUCAUGUUGCUUUUA
Lolium perenne is the source of this 4505-nucleotide messenger RNA. RefSeq lists its product as uncharacterized. The record is from RefSeq and is a predicted model, not a curated record. Lineage: Eukaryota; Viridiplantae; Streptophyta; Magnoliopsida; Poales; Poaceae.